Capra hircus (goat) is the source of this 1267-nucleotide messenger RNA. Its product is annotated as dystrophin. The record is from RefSeq and is a predicted model, not a curated record. Gene Ontology annotation, molecular function: zinc ion binding; protein binding. Gene Ontology annotation, cellular component: plasma membrane. Gene Ontology annotation, biological process: synaptic signaling. NCBI's taxonomy places the organism in Eukaryota, Metazoa, Chordata, Mammalia, Artiodactyla, Bovidae.
CUGACCUGAAUAAUGUCAGGUUCUCGGCUUAUAGGACUGCGAUGAAACUCCGAAGACUGCAGAAGGCCCUUUGCUUGGAUCUUUUGAGCCUGUCAGCCGCAUGUGAUGCCUUGGACCAGCACAACCUCAAGCAAAACGACCAGCCCAUGGACAUCCUGCAGAUCAUUAACUGUUUGACCACUAUUUAUGACCGCCUGGAGCAAGAGCACAACAAUCUGGUCAACGUCCCUCUCUGCGUGGAUAUGUGUCUCAAUUGGCUGCUGAAUGUUUAUGAUACGGGACGAACAGGGAGGAUCCGGGUCCUGUCUUUUAAAACUGGCAUCAUUUCUCUGUGUAAAGCGCAUUUGGAAGACAAGUACAGAUACCUUUUCAAGCAAGUGGCCAGUUCAACAGGAUUUUGUGACCAGCGCAGACUGGGCCUCCUUCUACAUGACUCUAUCCAAAUCCCAAGACAGUUGGGUGAAGUUGCAUCCUUUGGGGGCAGUAACAUUGAGCCAAGUGUCAGGAGCUGCUUCCAAUUCGCUAAUAAUAAGCCUGAGAUCGAAGCGGCACUCUUCCUCGAUUGGAUGAGACUAGAACCCCAGUCCAUGGUGUGGCUGCCUGUCCUGCACAGAGUAGCUGCUGCGGAGACUGCCAAGCAUCAGGCCAAGUGUAACAUCUGCAAGGAGUGUCCGAUCAUCGGCUUCAGGUACAGAAGUCUAAAGCACUUUAAUUAUGACAUCUGCCAAAGCUGCUUUUUCUCUGGCCGUGUUGCAAAAGGCCAUAAAAUGCACUAUCCCAUGGUGGAAUAUUGCACUCCGACUACAUCGGGAGAAGAUGUUCGAGACUUUGCCAAGGUACUCAAAAACAAAUUUCGCACCAAAAGGUAUUUUGCGAAGCAUCCCCGAAUGGGCUACCUGCCAGUGCAGACGGUCUUAGAGGGGGACAACAUGGAAACUCCUGUUACUCUGAUCAACUUCUGGCCGGUAGACUCUGCGCCUGCCUCGUCCCCUCAGCUUUCACACGAUGAUACUCAUUCACGCAUUGAACAUUAUGCUAGCAGGCUAGCAGAAAUGGAAAACAGCAGUGGAUCUUAUCUAAAUGAUAGCAUCUCUCCUAAUGAGAGCAUAGAUGAUGAACAUUUGUUAAUCCAGCAUUACUGCCAAAGUUUGAACCAGGACUCCCCCCUGAGCCAGCCUCGUAGUCCUGCCCAGAUCUUGAUUUCCUUAGAGAGUGAGGAAAGAGGGGAGCUAGAGAGAAUCCUAGCAGAUCUUGAGGAAGAAAACAG